GUCGGCAACCUGCGGCUCCCGAGCCAUUUGUGGCUCUUUCACCUCUGUGCUGCGGCUCCCUGUGGCUUUGGGAAAUAAUUGGUCAGUAUUUAAUUAAAAUGUAUUUUAUGUUAGUUUGUUAGCUUUUGAAAUGUAAUUAUGGUGAUCUUGUACAUUUCCUGCCACAUCCGAAACGGCUCACAAUUAGCCGGCAUUCCGGCUAAGGGAGAUAGCCUACGGGGGUUUGUGAGUACGCGUCUUUUGCAGCAUCUGCGUCCAUGGGGGCUGGGUUGAGGGAGGCUUAAAAGCAAGGCUGUUUAGUUCGAAUAAAGCUAUCUUUGACUGCAGUUUACUGACACCGCUACAACGUGUUUUUAUCGCUGGCUGUCCAGACGGAAGGUGCUGAAACGCUUUGUCGCGUGUCUGGAAGAAGUGAAAACUUUCCUGGGCAGCAAAGGGCUCACCUUUCCUGAGCUGGAACAGCCAGAGUGGCUGGAAAAGCUACACUUCAUGGUAGACAUGACAGCGCACCUGAACACGCUGAACACAGCUCUUCAGGGGAAAGGACGUACAGCCCUGCACAUGUUGGAGGAUGUUUUGGCAUUCGAGCGCAAGUUGACAGUGCUUGCCAGAGAUUUACAGAAAGGCACUUUGUCUCACUUCCCCAAUUUGAGAGAGUUCAAACAAGGUCACGACAUGAUAAUUUCGGAGUAUUUACAUUCUGCAAUCAUCGCAAUGCAAACAUCGUUUGGGAAACGCUUCUGUGAGUUCAGAGAGGAAAAAAACACAUUAUCCUUCCCGGUCACUCCCUUAAGCAUCGAUCCUUCCCUACUGAAUACGACUGCAUUGGCAGGUGUGAGUCAACCUGAUCUUGAGAUGGAACUGGCCGACAUAGCCGACAAAGACAUAUGGGUGUCCAAGUUUAGACGCUUGACAGCAGACCUUGAAGAUGUUGCCCGUCAGAAGGCCGUUCUUGCUCAGAAACACAAAUGGAGUGAUAUUGAAAACCUCACAGAUGACAGCUUGCGAUCCUGUGUAAAGAUGAAGGUGACAUCAUACAGCCCUGAUGUGCAGACGCUGUGCGCUGAGGUCCAGGAGCAGAAAUCCCAUUAACCAAUCCUUUCAUUUUUCAGGAUGACAGCUGGCUGACGUUAUUUUUGGUUUGCUGCUGGCGGAAAAUUUAAGUUCGGCGUUUUUCAUAAAUACAAGAAGGACUCAAAUAGACAUUGAAUAUUUUACUUAAAAGUAACUUUCAACCCAACGUCUUUUUUUCGGAGUUCAAAAUGUUUUUGUUGCAUGCAGAAAUGUAAUUUCGUUUUCUCUGCAGGAGUUCAUCAAUUUCAUAAAUGCAACACAUUAUAGUUUGUUUAUACAUAGCAUAAAGGCAAAAAAAACGUUGUAUGCAGUGUUAUUUCAUUUUAAAUGUCAAACGGGUUUUGCGGCUCCCAGUGUUUUCUUUUCUGUGGGA
This is a messenger RNA of Hypanus sabinus (Atlantic stingray), 1447 nucleotides long. Its product is annotated as general transcription factor II-I repeat domain-containing protein 2-like. The transcript is spliced from 2 exons. The record is from RefSeq and is a predicted model, not a curated record. NCBI's taxonomy places the organism in Eukaryota, Metazoa, Chordata, Chondrichthyes, Myliobatiformes, Dasyatidae. The coding region runs from base 490 to 1092 and encodes 200 amino acids.